Molecule: messenger RNA, 2021 nt
Organism: Acanthopagrus latus (yellowfin seabream)
Lineage: Eukaryota; Metazoa; Chordata; Actinopteri; Spariformes; Sparidae
Gene: mfap1
Product: microfibril associated protein 1
Exons: 8
Coding region: 124-1449 (441 amino acids)
Biological process (GO): mRNA splicing, via spliceosome
Cellular component (GO): U2-type spliceosomal complex
Molecular function (GO): RNA binding
Source: RefSeq, a predicted model, not a curated record
UUCCGGUCCGCUGGUUCAGACUUCCGCUUGAUCAGAGCGACAACCGACGGCGAGCUCAUCCUGACCGAGUGAAAUACCAAUUUUUUUUACUUUUAUUCAGCUGAUUCCGUCGACCAGACAGUCAUGUCUAGUCGCGAAGCCCUCAACAUGAAGCUCCCUCCGAUCCAGUCCACGGCCGGAGCCGUGCCGAUCCGGAACGAGAAAGGUGAGCUGUCCAUGGAGAAGGUGAAGGUGAAGAGGUAUGUGUCAGGUAAACGUCCUGACUACGCCCCGAUGGAGUCGUCAGAUGAGGAAGAAGAGGACUUCCAGUUUGUUAAGAAGGGAAAGGAAAUGGAGCCAGAGGUGGAGCUGGAGGAAGAGGAGGUCUCUGACCCACGUCUCAAACGUCUGCUCAACCGUGUGUCUGAGGACGUGGAGGAGAGGCUGGCGAGACACAGACAGAUCGCAGAGCCUGAAAUUGUGGCUGAGAGCAGCGAGGACUCUGACGAAGGCACCUGGCACCCAGAGCGUGAGGAGAGCAGUGAGGAGGAAGAGGAGGAGGAGGAAGAAGUGGAUGAUGAGGAAAUUGAGAGGAGACGACAGAUGAUGCGGCAGAGAGCCGUUGAACGCAAGAACGAGGAGAUGGAGGUCAUGGAGGUGGAGGAGGAGGGGAAGUCUGGGGAGGAGUCAGAGUCGGAGUCUGAAUAUGAAGAAUACACCGACAGCGAGGAUGAAGCAGAGCCUCGGCUAAAACCUGUCUUCAUUCGCAAAAAGGACAGAAUCACAGUGGCGGAGCGUGAAGCAGAGGAGCAGAGGCAAAGAGAGCUGGAGGCCGAGGCCAAGAAGCAGGCGGAGGAGCGACGGCGCUACACCCUCAAGAUCGUGGAGGAGGAAGCUAAGAAGGAGUUUGAGGAGAACCGACGUACGCUGGCUGCUCUUGACGCUUUGGACACGGACGGAGAGAAUGAGGAGGAAGAAUACGAAGCUUGGAAAGUCCGAGAGCUGAAACGCAUCAAGAGGGACAGAGAGGCCAGAGAACUGAUGGAGAGGGAGAAGGCUGAAAUUGAGAGAUUCCACAGCCUGACGGAGGAGGAGCGCAGAGCCGAGCUGCGCAACAGCGGCAAAAUGAUCACCAACAAAGCCACCAAAGGCAAAUACAAGUUCCUCCAGAAGUAUUACCACAGAGGAGCCUUCUUCAUGGAUGGCGAGGACGAUGUGUACAAGAGAGAUUUCAGUGCACCGACGCUGGAGGACCACUUCAACAAAACCAUCUUACCCAAAGUUAUGCAGGUCAAAAACUUUGGUCGGUCUGGACGCACCAAGUACACCCACCUGGUGGACCAGGACACCACGUCGUUCGACUCGGCCUGGGCCCAGGAGAGCGCGCAGAACAGCAAGUUCUUCAAGCAGAAGGCAGCAGGCGUGAGGGACGUGUUUGACCGGCCCACAGUCAAGAAGAGGAAGACUUAAGAUGGGAGGCGGACUAAACCAGGUCCUCGAUUUAGAGACUGUCCAGGGACAAGACCUGCAUUCUGCUGAGUCCAGGGAUUUUCUUUUCUGGACUUUAUGUUGUGGAACGAAAACAGACUGAUUCCACCACCUUGAACCACCUGUUAAGAACCAGGAAGAUGUACCAUAAUUUAAAACAUUUAAUUUUGGAUCAUCUAACCCGAUUUAAAAGCAGCAGGUUUUCAAUUCUUGAAUAUGCAGACUUUCCCUUUAACUUGAGAUCUUGGCUUUAAAAAGGGACUCAAGUUUCCUUUUGCAUUUGAGGAUUUGCUGCAUUUUAAGCUGAUGAAAGGAAAUUAUUAGUGAUGUCUAAAGAUUUGAAUCUAUCGUCAGCAGGUUUGAGGCACGUCACACUCAGAUACCUCCUUCAGUUUUAAAGCAGAGGGCUCGGAUGUAAUUUUGUACAAAUCAGAUUUCAGGUUCUUGUACUGAUUUCCUGCAUUACCCAUUUUUUUUCUUCCAUAUUUGUGACAGUACAGGUAUUGUAACUUGAUUUGUUUUGUGAAUAAAACUUAUUUACAUCCUUUUAAAAA